Lytechinus pictus (painted urchin) is the source of this 859-nucleotide messenger RNA. RefSeq lists its product as uncharacterized. The transcript is spliced from 4 exons. The record is from RefSeq and is a predicted model, not a curated record. Lineage: Eukaryota; Metazoa; Echinodermata; Echinoidea; Temnopleuroida; Toxopneustidae. The coding region runs from base 182 to 751 and encodes 189 amino acids.
AGACUGGAGUGCAUCUGGUAUAUGUCGAGAGCUGUUAUGUAUACACAAACCACGGUCAAUACAAAAAUAGACAAGCCUGUGUGCUACAUUAUUAUCAAUGGAAUAUAGGCGAUAUUCCGAUAUUAUAUAUACUCUUCUCUAUAUUCUCCGGAAAGUUCUAUGAGCAAAGAUAUAAAGCAUCAUGGAAGAUGACAUUCUUAAUCCUCGUUUUCUGCUGGAGUUAUCUGAGAGUAUUGACUUGGCUGUGGUUUCUCCAACGAAUUUCGCAAUUUAUUUGGGAUUCUCAAGUUCUAAGGGCAGCGCAGCAGUACAACAAGCAAUACAUGGCAUGAAUCCCCAGCAGGCAUAUAUGACUUUAUUAAACCUUCAUGUUAAAGAAAAUGGAACCAAUGUUAAUAGCGCAUUGAAUCUACGAUCAAAACUAUUGAACAACCGCUUGAAGUCUAUUGCCGAUAAUGUAGAUAGAGAAUUAAUGAAGUACAACACUCCUAUACCUAGCCAUGCUGAUACAGUUAUCGGCCAGCCACUUGAUCUACCAACUCCUCCUUCUGAUCUACCAGGCAAUUCAGGACCAAGGCAGCGGCAGGUACCACCUACUACUAGUAUGGUUAGAGAUCCCGCCAUUCAUGAUAGGCAGCCAGUUCCACAUCCGUCGCCCUCUGAUCACGACACGCUACCUACACAUCGGUUCUUUGCAGCCAUUGUCAUGGUCACAUUAGUCAUUGUCGGUGUCUAUUUAUUUCUGUAUUGAAAGAUAAUCAACAGGGGCCGCGAAACUGUUUUCAAAGUGGGUGGGGGGGGGGGCUGACCCCCGGGGCUGACCAUGCAAAAAAUCACAAUCAUAUGGUCAUUUGGGGAC